This is a messenger RNA of Anguilla rostrata (American eel), 4842 nucleotides long. RefSeq names its product junctophilin 1a (gene jph1a). Lineage: Eukaryota; Metazoa; Chordata; Actinopteri; Anguilliformes; Anguillidae. Gene Ontology annotation, cellular component: endoplasmic reticulum membrane; sarcoplasmic reticulum; junctional membrane complex. The coding region runs from base 227 to 2209 and encodes 660 amino acids. The record is from RefSeq and is a predicted model, not a curated record. The transcript is spliced from 7 exons.
GACGUCAGAAAUUGGCUGUGUCUUUCCUGGUUGAAUGCUCAACGCUUCUCUCUCCCUCCUGUGCAGUGAAGGGGGGAGUCAGAAAACAAACAAGAAGCGGCGUCAGUAGCAGCGUGGGGCUCUGGUUUAUCCUCCUUCUACUUCACAUCGUUGCCUCUGGACCCCGUGGGAAAAUAUAACAGCGAGAGACUCUGCUGCGAUUUGCUUUAUUUCUACCCUCUUCUGAAUGACGGGCGGACGGUUCGACUUCGACGAUGGAGGCACUUAUUGCGGCGGCUGGGAGGAGGGGAAAGCCCACGGACAUGGCAUUUGCACUGGACCCAAGGGCCAAGGGGAAUACUCCGGGUCCUGGUCACACGGCUUUGAGGUAGUGGGUGUGUACACCUGGCCCAGCGGGAAUACAUAUCAGGGCUACUGGUCACAAGGAAAAAGGCACGGGCUGGGUUUGGAAACCAAAGGAAAGUGGACCUACCGUGGAGAGUGGAGUCAUGGGUUUAAGGGUCGAUAUGGGAUACGACAAAGCCACAAUACACCUGCGAGAUACGAUGGUACAUGGAAUAAUGGUCUUCAGGACGGAUAUGGGGUCGAAACCUACGGGGAUGGAGGUACGUACCAGGGACAGUGGAUGGGAGGAAUGCGACAUGGAUACGGUGUGCGCCAGAGUGUGCCUUACGGGAUGGCUACAAUUAUUCGCUCGCCACUUCGAACAUCCCUCGCCUCGCUUCGCAGCGAGCAGAGCAACGGCACCGCCCUGCACGACAUGUCGGCGGACACCCCCAUCGGGAGCAGGGGGGGAUUCGUCCUGAACUUUCACAGCGAGAGCGAGGUCGUGCCGGGAAAGAAAAAGGGCCUGUUCAGGCGGGGGGCCCUGUUUGGCAGCCUGAAGCAGCUGAAGAAGUCCGAGUCCAAAACGUCCAUAUCGAGCAAGCGCAGCUCCGCGCAGAGCGACGCCGCCAUGAGCCGCAUCAGCUCCAGCGACGCCAACUCCACCAUCAGCUACGGCGACGGCGAGCUCCCGGAGGAGUACGUGCCCACGGAAGACCACGUGGACGCCACCACCACCGAGUCCUACAUGGGCGAGUGGAAGAACGACAAGCGCAACGGCUUCGGCGUCAGCGAGCGCUCCAACGGCAUGAAGUACGAGGGCGAGUGGACCAACAACAAGAGGCACGGCUACGGGUGCACCAUGUUUCCCGACGGCACCAAGGAAGAGGGGAAGUACAAAAACAACGUCCUGGUCCGCGGAAUACGGAAGCAGCUCAUCCCCCUUAAGAACCCCAAAACUAAAGAGAAAGUGGACCGCGCCGUGGAGGGAGCCCAUAGGGCGGCCGCUAUUGCCAAAAUGAAGGUGGAAAUAGCAGUUUCAAGGACGGCACACGCCAGAACCAAGGCAGAGGCUGCUGACCAUGCCGCUCUGUCUGCCAUCCAGGAGUGUGACAUCGCCCGGGCCAUGGCCAGGGAACUGUCCCCCAGCUUCCAUCAGCCAGGCCUUGAAUAUAUCAAGCAGACAUUCACUGAACCUGUGGAGAUCAAAGAAGAGAAAAAGAAAGAAAAGUCCCCAUCAGGAAGUCCUCAUGUCAACCGUAAAGGCAGGACCGCCUCCCACUCCUCAGCCCAAAAACCUCAGGCCACGCCUCCUCCCUCGCCCACCAAGAAGAAGCACCAGCAGGCCAACAGCACCGCCACCCGAAAAGUGAGCAAAGAGGAAAGGCCCGCUGUGGCUGAGAACCCGCCUGCCAAAAUCACAAAGGUGCCCUCCAGGACCUCAGUCGUACAGGAAGUGGCCCCGCCUAAACCUCCCAAAAAAACAGAGCCUGUCAAUCCAGGCAAUGGACAACUGCACACCCAGUAUCACAGUUACUACGUGAAGACCCAAAAGGCCCUCCCUCCCCCAGAACCCGAGGAGGACGAGGAGCGCGAGCUGAGCCAAUCUGCCCUCGCCCGGAUGCCACCGCCCCCAAAGCAGCUCAUGGCGCCCAGUCCCAAACCCCCGAUGGCAAAGCCUGCUGCCAAAGACAGCAAGCCUGAGGCCAAACUCAGGAAACAAGAUUCUCUGAAGCCAAAGAGCCUAGCAGAAACUAAGAAGGCCAGCAUGGAAAUCACCAGCGACUUCAUAGAGGACGAAUCAGGUCCUAACUCAAUUUUGGUUGCCCUUGUAAUGCUGUUGAAUAUUGGUUUAGCAAUCAUUUUUGUCCAUUUCCUGACAUGAGGGAAACACAGCUCAGCGAAGUCAUGACAACUAGUGGCCUUGGCCCUAAUUCUCUGCGGUUGUGUCAACGUCUUUUAAAAAAAAAAAAAGAAAGAACCUGGCGGCAGUCAUACUCAGACACAGGCAGAGAAGGAUGGGGAGUAGAGUGAAACGCAGGAGAAAGAUGAGACUCGGAACAUUCAGUCGGGGGCCACUAAGCUCCCAGCCGAUGAUUUGUGGCUCUUUUGGGGGUCCAGUGAAAGCUGAAGCAAGCAGUCGCGUUGGGAAAACCCAAAAAAAAAAUCUGCUGAUCAAAGCCCUAACCACUGAAGUGCAUGGCUACUCCAUCUGCCCUGGCGGGGAGAGGGACUUAACUUGGAAAUGUACGGAGAUGCACUUUUAGUUGACGGAAGGUAACAGCUGCCUUACUAUUUUACCGUCUGACGUUUUAGUGGCGAGAUGUACAAGCGGCUGCCAGAGGAAUUCGCUCAGAGGACUUUGCUGCAGAGGGAGAGUGUUCCAGUGCACACUCUUCGCUCAAUAGGAGAAAUCGAACACGCCUAACAGCGUCAGCCGCCUGUCUUAUUCCAUUACCUUCUGCCGCAGCUUCUCCUAACAUCAACCUUUUUUUCCCCCUUUUUUGGAGACCCUGACGAGGCACGCCCAUGCAUGGUACCGUUUUUUUGUUUUUUUUUGUUUUUGUUUUGUUGUUGCUUUUCUUUUCCUUUUAUAAUUUUUUUUUCAGCCUUAAGACAGUCUAAAAUCGUCUGCUUGGAGUGUGACAAAUUUAUAUUGACUUUCGUCAAGAGUUUUCCCCCUUUUUGGUAUCAUAACUAUUGUCAUUACAAUUCAUAUGGUUCUAAUUUUGAUGAAAGUGCAAUAUGUUUUAUUUUUUUAAAAGAGGGAUUUAUUUUACCAAUGAAGGGUUUCUAGUAAUUGACCAUUUUAACUGUAGUAGAAAUUAUAUUUAUUAAAAAACCUCAUUCAUUUGUCAUACUACAUAAAACACGAAACACCUCAUUCAAAUUAACAUGGGAAAAAGAACUGAUUAUUUGGAUUGCCUGUAUGAAAGCCUGCUCUUGUAGUCAGUAGAAACACAAUGUGAAUGAAUUUUAAAGUCUUAUACAAUUAUGUUAUUUAUUGAUUUUAAAAUAAUAAUACUUCAAAUAAACUGUCAUCAUGUUGUUACAAAAGCAUAGACUACUGAGCAUGGGGUUUAUUUUCUUUUUCUAUAAAUGAUUUUAAUUUCUGCUUCCAUUAUUGCACCAUUAAUCUGUGAAAGUCUGGUUAGCAGUUAGCCAGAUUGGUGAAACACCUCUAGUUCUGAACUUGUGCUCGCUUGCAUGUUUGUGAGAUUGGAAAUUCAUUCCCACCCCCCCAACCCCCCAACCCCCCCACCCCCCCACCCCAACACCCCACCCCACCAGAAUAUUGUACUAGAAACAUCAGGUCGAGCCAGUAGCCACAUGGGAAUGAAUAUAGUUCUACUGUUCUUCUCAAAGGUCGGACAAAACCAGACUUAGUGUUUGUCUUAGUUCUGUGACGAGGAGCACCCUGUCAUCACAAACAUUAGAAGCAUUAUUUUAAAAAUGAUUCAUUGCAUUUAAAAACACUUUGUUGUACCACUUUUGUUCUUUUUUGCUGGUAGGCCUGCCGCAUGGUGAUUAAAUGAGCUUUAUUUAAAGUAUGUAUGUUUGUGCUGUUAUCACUGCGAGGAUAUAAUUUAUUUAUUUAGCGUACAGUUUUAAUGAAAUGUAUUGUUUCAAGUGUUGGUUAAAGAAAGGGGGCUUGAAAAAGUGAAUCUUUCUUUGUGGCAGUUUCAUUUAAACCGUAGUUUGCAUGGUUUGUUUACACGUUGUAUUACAUGCAACAAGGAAUAUCAAACAGAGCAGUCAGCUGCCUGUUGCAUCAUGAGCAGUAACACAAUGGUGUUCUUUGCAGAAGUGUGUUCAGACAGCGACACUAUAUGUGACCUGUGUGGAUGGACGACACAUCAGAAUGAAAAAUCCAAUUGUAUCUUUUUGUUUUAAUGAACAUAAUUCAGAUAUAGAAAGACACUUUCCAUCUAUGAGAACCACAAAUAGUAUGCAGUUGGCUAUUUUUAUGUGAAGAUGUCGAACUGUUUAACCCUUUGCUUUACGGAGCGAUGUAUAUGGCUUUUUUGUUUAGAUUUAUUUUCCCUCCAGUUCUCACAAAAGAUAAAGGCUGUAAAGGCUAAGGGUUAAAAUGUAUGGCAUGAAAAGCAAAAAAUGCAUGUAGGGAUGGAUUAUAAAGAUUAUAUACUAUUUGUAAGCAUUUUUACAGAGCACAGUUCAGAAUCUGGUAUUUGUUGGUAUUUUUCUAAAAAUGUGCACAGCUGUAUUUUGACAACUUAUUUGUAACUGGCCAAUGUAAUAUAUGCAGCAUUUGACAACAAAACAUCUUAUUUGUAAUUGGUCAAUGUAAUAUACACUACAUUUUGGACAGCAGUAUGCUGCCAGUAAACAUAUUUAAAUAUUUUACUGUUUGAAUAGAAUAUUAACAGCACUGGAACCAUGUUAUCAAGUUGAGCUGAUAUUUCCUGUCCAUCAAACCCCAAGGAUUUCUGUGUUUUGGAGAUAUAUCACAAGAUAUUUCAAUGAGAAAUAAUAAAUUUAAAAAAAGACUCCAACUUA